Serpula lacrymans var. lacrymans S7.9 is the source of this 1383-nucleotide messenger RNA. RefSeq lists its product as uncharacterized. The transcript has 6 exons. Bases 60 to 917 code for a protein of 285 amino acids. Lineage: Eukaryota; Fungi; Basidiomycota; Agaricomycetes; Boletales; Serpulaceae. The record is from RefSeq and is a predicted model, not a curated record. Gene Ontology annotation, cellular component: membrane; endomembrane system.
GCCACGUUACUUGACUCUCACAAUUUCCUGCUUGUCAACGUUCUUUCCCUUGCCCAAACAUGUCCUGGCUCUGGAAUCCCCAAGGUGAUGCAUCUCAUACGCGCAACACCGCCCCAGGCGAGAAACUUGUGCCGGACCCUUCCAUCCCCAACAGAAUGGAAACAACGAAAUCAGCAAACAAACCAUUUUUAGCAUACAAAGAAUACAAGGAUAAACAGGAACAGGACCACAAAGCUUGGAUGGAGAGAAAGAUAGAGCGUGAUGCAAAGGUGGCCAGAGGGGAGAAAGUUGGUCCAGAAGAGCGUGAUCCAACUGCGCAGGAAGAAGUUGGGAUUUUGGGCCUUCUGAAGUUCCUCGUAUACGUCUUAAUCAUUAUUGCGUUGGCUGGGAAAUUCUUUACGGGCAGUUUCACUUGGGAGUAUGAUGGAAAGUGGACUCGACUGAAGACAUAUUGGCCGACCAACCAACGUUUAUUCUCGGAAGGUUUGCUUGCGCAGUUCGAUGGGACGGAUAUCAACAAGCCUCUUUAUCUGGCAAUCGACCACGACGUAUACGAUGUUUCCAGUAAUAGACGGACCUAUGGCCCUGGCGGCUCAUACCAUCAUAUGGCAGGAGUUGAUGCCGCAAGGGCUUUUGGGACUGGUUGUUUUCUUACACACCGCACUCAUGAUUUGCGAGGUUUGACCGAUCGUGAGAUGAAGGGAGUUCAACACUGGAAAAAGUUUUUCGCGGAGCAUAAGGACUAUACUAAGGUUGGAAAAGUUCUCCAUCCUCCUAUCGACCCGGCGAGUGAAAUCCCGGAGCACUGCAAUCCUCAGGAUGCGGAUAGUGAUAACCCAAGGAAGCAAAGUAAAGAGAAUCCUAGAACUUCUCAGAAGCAACCAAAACAAGGCCAGCGAAAGCGGGAAGAGUUAUAGAUUACCAAUGUACUAUAUAUGUCUGCUUGUAUACAUUUGGGGUGCGAGUAUUAAAUGGCAUUAAGGGCUUGAAGAUAUUUGUAGCGCAUAGCAUAGCAUAAUGUACGGCGUCAAAGGUGAUUCAUAAUAGGGUUCCAGAUUUUUCACCAGGUCCCUUUAGUCGGUAUCUAGGAAUGAAGUCAGUUUCUUCAGCGCACAUGCAAGGAACAUUAUACCUACUUGCAUAGGUGAGCCAUGAGUCAUGAAGUAAUUCCGUAGAAGGGGAAAGUCGGCGAUUGAGCCGUCUAGCAUAGAAGAAAAUGGACUUUCGUGAUACUUGGCUACGAUGAUAUUACCGCGCCAAGCGCAGGACUCUCUAAAAGCCCUGCCUUGUAUUUCGCGGAUACACUUGUUUAUGGGGAAUGGCAUGCCAUCACGCGAAACAGUAGGGUAGAAGAUAACGAAAGGAUUAGCGAAUUUUUUGUUC